This is a messenger RNA of Penicillium nucicola, 507 nucleotides long. RefSeq lists its product as uncharacterized. The record is from RefSeq and is a predicted model, not a curated record. Lineage: Eukaryota; Fungi; Ascomycota; Eurotiomycetes; Eurotiales; Aspergillaceae. Bases 1 to 507 code for a protein of 168 amino acids. Gene Ontology annotation, molecular function: ATP binding; protein kinase activity. Gene Ontology annotation, biological process: spliceosomal complex assembly; protein phosphorylation; regulation of mRNA processing. The transcript has a single exon.
AUGGAAGAUAUAUACCAUCCUGAGGUAGAUGUUGAAUACCUCGAGGACUAUGUGCCCGGUGGAUACCACCCAAUCGUCAUCGGAGAUAUCUUUUGUAGUGGUCGCUACACCGUCGUUCACAAGCUUGGUUUUGGUGGAUAUUCAAAACUUUGGCUAGCCUGGGAUCAGCAACGCCGGUGCUAUGUAUCGCUAAAGAUACUGACUGCAAGAUCAUCGCCAGAUAGUCACGAGGGGGACAUCCUGCGUUACCUGAUGAAGAGUAACUAUACUCAUUCUGGAAAGCGAUUCAUUCCGCCGCUACUCGACCAAUUCUCGUUUCAUGGUCCAAACGGAUAUCAUCGGUGCUUGGUCGGAGAGCCUGCUGGUGGUAGUAUUGCCUUAUCCGAGAAGAACAGCACAAGUUUCAUGUUUCCACUAGAUGCUGCUAGAUCCACUGCCGCUCAGCUCCUCUUAGGGCUAUCUUACUUGCAUGCAAACGGUGUAUGCCACGGAGGUGAGGAUAACUAG